CUUGACAUGACAGUCAUGAUGUUUUUCUGUCCUGUAGAACGGGAUCAUGCACUCCUGCGUGCUGUGGAGGAGUUGAAGGCCUUGGUGAGGCAGAACAACCUCCUCCUCCAGGCCCUUACUAGGCAAAAAACGACAGCAGCAGCAGACACUCCAUCUGAGGAAUUUAAGUUCCCAAUGAACAGCGAGGAAGACCUUCAAAGGGUGGAGGAUCUUCUGAGGGAGAAAUCCCAGGAAAAGGCCCUGGCAGCACACCUUAGUGCGCUUGGGGGCUGCAAUCCUGGUGACGCGGUUCGAAGAAUCCUUCGCCACAUCCUCACCAACCACUUCGCGCUGAAAUUCAACUGGCUUGGCAGAGGAGGGAAGAAGCUAGCUUUUGCCUCCUACAAGGUGUGCAAUGUAGUAAGAGGUGCAUCGGCUAGCCAGAACAUUUCGGCCAGCGACUGCGAGGCAGUUAUUAAAAACUGGCUGAAGUGCAGCGGUGACCGGAGUGGAGGAAGAAAGAGGAGAGAAAGCAGAGUGCAUGAAGGUCCCCAGCAGUUCAGUCUUCCUCCUCCGAGUCCUUCCCCGGUCAUCCUGGAUCAUGAUACAACUAGCAGCGACAGUGACGACGACUGCAGCAGCCUGGAGUGACCCGCCUUCCGCCUGCACACCGACUCGGAUUUUAAUUCAUUUUUAAUUAAUUUAUUCUUCAUCUUCUUCUUAUUAUUAUUAUCAUUUUUAAUUUAUUUAUUCUUCAUCUUCUUCUUCUUAUUAUCAUUAUCAUUACAAGUAUUUAAUAAGUAUUUAAUAAAUGUUAACACUUU
Molecule: messenger RNA, 803 nt
Organism: Gadus morhua (Atlantic cod)
Lineage: Eukaryota; Metazoa; Chordata; Actinopteri; Gadiformes; Gadidae
Exons: 4
Coding region: 7-630 (207 amino acids)
Source: RefSeq, a predicted model, not a curated record